GACGCCACGCACUACAGCCAUGAUACACGCCACAGGCCCUAGCUUUGCAUCAUCUUCUUGUAGAUCUCACUUUCAAGCCACGGAGCCUCUUCGUCAUUCUCUUUCACAUCCCGUCUCCUGCUCCACAACAUGAGCUUGGCGCAUUGGAAGAGCAAGAAAUCCCAUGUUCGAUGCUUGCUACCUUUGUUGUUUUCUUUCUCAUGUGCUUCUGCCCUACGAGUCGUCAACGUCAUAUCUCGCGUGGCAUGACGCUAGAUUGUCCCUGCAACAAGCCUUCACCAAUCGUCGCCAAGCUCAGGGCUAGACUUCUGCAAAGAUCGGGGGUAAAUGCUAUGACGCAAAGUGAGGUCGGUGGAAGGGUGGACGAGAGAGGAGGGGAGAGGGGAGAGGAACGAGGAGAUAGGUCGAGAUCUGAGGAUCGAAAGAGCUUGGGCCUGCCAGGUUUGCUGAGGAUGGCAUCGAGAUUGAGGCUCCCGGGAUAACAAUCUGCAACUAUAUAAGAUUCAUGAUGUCUCUCCUCGGAACUGUUCUUUUUUCUCAUCAUCAAACAAAAGCAUUCAAAGAUACCCAAAGCAUCUUCACUUCAACUCAACUCCCACACACACCAUCUUCAAGAUACCCAACCCCUUCAAAACUACAACCUAAAAACUACAUUCAUCAUGUCUGGUCUCAUCAACAAGGUCAAGGACGCUAUCCACUCCGACAAGGACAAGUCCCACGAGCAGCCUACUGGAACUCACGGCGGCCAUUCGUCCCGUGCUGCCAACGCUGCUGAUCCUCGAUAUGAUUCGGAUAGAGACCAUCGUGCGAACCCUGGCACCACAACCACUGGUGGCCUGGGAUCUUCCACCCACAACGCUGGCACAGCUGGUGGCUUGACUGGAGGCACCUACUCCGAGAACAUGCCUGGCCACACUACUGCCGGACGCACUGAGAACCUGCCUGGCCAAACCACUGCUGGCGGCAUCGGCUCUCAUUCUUCAGGUCUUCCCGAGGGAACCACGGGGCCCCACGGAAGCCGCCUUGCCAACGCGGCAGACCCUAAGGUGGACAGUGAUCUUGACGGUUCUCGACGUGUUGGUGGCUCCAAUACUUAUGGACAAACUACUACUGGAGCUUCGGGUCUUUCAAGCCACGGUGCUGGUGCUCAUGGUGGCAUUGGAGGCACAUCUGCUGGUUACAGCACUGGUCCUGGAAACACUGUUGGUCCCCAUUCCAGUGAUAUGGCCAACAAACUCGAUCCCAAGGUGGACAGCGAUCUUGAUGGAUCCCGAAGACUUCGUGGUUCUAACACCCACGGUAGCCAGGGCGGUCUCGGCGGCGGCUCUGGCACUUACAGCCAGACUACUACUGGCACUUCAGGCUUCUCCAGCCAUGAUGCUGGUGCACACGGCCCCACUGGCACCCACACCUCCGGCUUGGGCGGAACUGGCUCCACCGGUACAUACGGUUCUACCGGCACCGGACUCGGCCCUGCUCCUAACACCGCUGGCCCCCAUUCUAGUGAUUUGGCCAACAAACUUGAUCCAAAGGUGGAUAGCGACCUUGACGGUAGCAAAACUCUUGGCAAAGACAAGACUUUCCAGCAGUCAAACAGCAACUAUGGUCAAAGAGAUCCCACCGAUGCUGCCCAGGUUCCUCCUUCUGUUUUACAGAAACACGUUCCUUCUGAGAUCGCUCACGAUGAUCCUCAUAGUGACCACAGUCGACGACACAGCAGCACCCACCAGGAGACUCACCGGGGUCUGUAAAUAGGAACCGAGGGCUUAAUGAUGAUUUAUGGAUAUGUACAGCAGCAUUUCUUUAAUGAUUAUUAAUGAAUUAUCUUACAUGACAAAG
Molecule: messenger RNA, 1839 nt
Organism: Fusarium verticillioides 7600
Lineage: Eukaryota; Fungi; Ascomycota; Sordariomycetes; Hypocreales; Nectriaceae
Exons: 2
Coding region: 660-1751 (363 amino acids)
Source: RefSeq, a predicted model, not a curated record